Molecule: messenger RNA, 1661 nt
Organism: Camelina sativa (false flax)
Lineage: Eukaryota; Viridiplantae; Streptophyta; Magnoliopsida; Brassicales; Brassicaceae
Source: RefSeq, a predicted model, not a curated record
UUCUUUUUAAUUUCUCAAUUUCGUGUCUCCUUUCUCCUGUUUUUCCAUAAUCACUUCUUAAUUUAGAAUCCCCAAAACUUUUCGAAAUUAGGGUUUCCGUACAUGAUGAUUUGGGGGUUUCUUGAUUUGAUAAUUCUAAUGUUUUGAUUGUGCAAUUUCGAAAUUAGGGCAAUAAUUUCGUCUAAUCCCGAGAUUUAAGACAAAGCCUGCAAUUUUUAGGGUUUUCUUCUCUUUUGGUUUUUCAGGGUAUGGAUUAUUAUGAUCGGUUUAAGUUGUUCGUUGGUGGUAUUGGGAAAGAGACUAGUGAAGAAGCUUUGAAACAGCAUUUUAGCAGAUAUGGAGUUGUGUUGGAAGCUCUUGUAGCUAAAGACAAAGUCACUGGAGUAUCUAGAGGGUUUGGGUUUGUUCGUUUUGCUAAGGAUUAUGAUGUUGUUAAAGCUCUUAAAGAUACUCACUUCAUUCUCGGUAAAUCCGUUGAUGUGAGAAAGGCUAUUCGGAGACAUGAGUUUAUAUAUCAGAAUCGGUUUAGUAUCCCUCUAUUAGAGGGCAAAGUUCAACAGCAACAGAACAAUGGUGGUUUCCAUGAGAUGCCGAGUAAUGGUAUGAUGCCUAGUAAUGGUAUGAUGCCGAGUAAUGGUACGAUGCCGAGUAAUGGUAUGAUGCCGAGUAAUGGUACUGCUACGCAUAGGACCAAGAAGAUAUUUGUUGGAGGUUUGUCGGCUAACACGACUGAAGAAGAGUUCAGGAGCUACUUUGAGAAGUUUGGUCGGACGACUGAUGUAGUUGUGAUGCAUGACGGUGUGACAAACAGGCCAAGGGGUUUUGGGUUUGUUACAUAUGAUUCGGAGAAGUCUGUUGAGGUUGUUAUGCAGAGUAGUUUCCAUGAGUUGAGUGAUAAGCGUGUGGAAGUGAAACGUGCAAUACCUAAAGAAGGAAUCCAGAGCAAUAAUGGUAAUCUUAACGUUCCUCCUACCUACAGCAGCUUUCAAGCAACACCUUAUGUCCCUGAACAGAACGGAUAUGGGAUGGUUGUACAGUAUGCUCCCGUCUUUGGUUAUCAUCAGAGUGUCCAAGCCCCUCAGUAUCCUUAUGGUUGCCAAUUCAACCAAUUCACAGCUCAAGGGCCUAAUGUUCCAUGGAGCAAUCAGUUUAUGCAACCCACUGGUUUUUACUGCCCUCCUCCUCCUCCUCCUCCUCCCACCAACACUCUUGGUUAUCUCCCUUACAUGAACGGGUUUGAUCUUUUGGGUACGAGCAUUCCAGGGUACAAUCUUGUACCAUGGUCUGUAACAGGGGAUGCAGCUGGUGGGCUAAUACAUCAGUUUGGAGAUUUGAAGCUCGGGGUCGCUAGUCAAGCUCAUCAGAGAAUGAGUGGAGGUAACAUGGGAAACCCAUUGCAGAAUGAUACAUAUAGAUGACAGUUGCAGAAUGAUAAAUGCAAUUAGGUUCACAAGGUUAGUGAAAUUCUUUGGACUCUUUAAAAUGGUUUUUUUUUAGGUUUCUUUUCUUUCUUCAUUAACUCUUUGGUAAAUGCGUUGGUUGGUAUGGUUGGCUUGUAUAUUUGUUUAGGUAUUUGAUUUUAACCCCAAAGACAUCUGUAAUAUAUUACUGCGUUGUAAUAUAUCACACACUCAUUUCGUUUAUGUUGGUUUUUUAUGGUU